Molecule: messenger RNA, 1090 nt
Organism: Osmia lignaria (orchard mason bee)
Lineage: Eukaryota; Metazoa; Arthropoda; Insecta; Hymenoptera; Megachilidae
Gene: Cks30A
Product: Cyclin-dependent kinase subunit 30A
Molecular function (GO): cyclin-dependent protein serine/threonine kinase regulator activity
Source: RefSeq, a predicted model, not a curated record
UCUUCUUGACGCUACAUCCGUUAAACUUUCAAAUUAGGGGGCAUACGCUGUUGGAAGGUUUUCGAAAAUUCACGCGUGAUUUUCGGUUGUGUUGUUGGCUGGCUAUACAAGUUAUUGUUUAAAGGUUAUAAUUAAUUUAAGCGAACGAAGAUGUCGGAUAAAAUCUAUUACUCGGGUAAAUAUUACGACGAUAAAUACGAAUACAGGCACGUAGUGCUACCAAAGGAAAUGGUAAAAUCAGUACCCACCACACGUCUCUUACGUGAACAAGAAUGGAGAGCUAUGGGUGUUCAACAAAGCCAAGGAUGGGUACAUUACAUGAUCCAUAAACCAGAGCCACAUAUCUUAUUAUUUAAAAGAAAAAUAACAUCACCAGCACCAGAGAAUUAAAUACAUUGACAUAACUAUAUCUAUUUGUAAAUAAUACUUCAGAUCAUUGUUAAUAUUCAUACAAAAACUCAGCUAUGACAGUUUGUAAUCCGUUGAUUUCUAAAAAAUCAAUGAUAUGCUAAAGUAUUUUUAAAAUUUCACUUCAAAACUGACUAAUCGUAGAAGAUAUAACGUUUUUUAAAAUUCUGUGUUGUAACCUGAGUGUAAUCUCUUUACUUUCAUUACUUCAACAAAAUCGUUUAUAAAUAUCAUCAAAACGUUCUGUAUAUAUGUCUAUAGAAUGCCCUAGUUUUUAACUGCAGUAUACAUUGUUCUUAACUUUAGAAUUACCAUGACAACUUGGUAUUUCAUUUAAUUUAACCCAAGUAGAAACAUACCAGAUUAUAUUGAUUUUCUGGAAAUCACAGUUCUAAAGCAGAAUCAGUUUCUAUUAAGAAUUUACUGAAUAAGGAAAAUCUUUAUAACAUUUGUGAUUAUAGAGUGCCUUGCACUAAUGUGCCUAUUCUUAAGGUAUACUUUAAUGUUACAUUUAGAAUAAUCAUUCCUUAUGUAUAACAAGAAUGAUGUAUUAUAAAAAAGUGCCUUUAAAUUCUAAGUUCAUUAACAGCCUACAUACUAAUUCGAGACUUCAUUAUUAUUAGUUAGGUGUUAAAUUCUGCGUUUAUUAAAUAUUUUGCCGGAAGAUUUUUACAUUUAUAUU